Messenger RNA from Jaminaea rosea, 1062 nucleotides. RefSeq lists its product as hypothetical. The transcript has a single exon. The record is from RefSeq and is a predicted model, not a curated record. Lineage: Eukaryota; Fungi; Basidiomycota; Exobasidiomycetes; Microstromatales. Bases 365 to 937 code for a protein of 190 amino acids.
GUCGGCACUGCUGAAGCGUAUUCAAAGCGCACACCGUCGUCUGACCGUUUGAGCCGCACUGCCAGCCGCUGAGGCAGAAGUGAUACCGCUGUCAAGCCAGUAGAGGUUGUCAAGGUGCCGAAGUCGCCUUGGUAGGUCCGCAGGCUUGACCUUAGCCAUUCGCGCUUCGCCGGAUUAUCCGCUCGACCAAUCACCCUGAACCCUACGCAUGCUCAUUGGCUCGCACCAUCCGAACCCUUAGGCCUAGCGAGGCUUUGUGCGAAGAGUUGAUACGAUACUGAUUCAGCAGCAGUGCAGCUUGCCUUUGCACUUUUCACCUGUCCCUGCCCGACCCAGGCUUGGUACUGCCUACAGCUACCGCACCAUGGCCGUCCUCUUCUCGCUCUGGCUACUCUUGCUCCUCAGUCACUUCCCUCGCCUCUCGUAUGCCGACCACUACAACUGCACAUGGGACGAUGCCGAAGGCGAAUCGCCUCAGAACGCAGGGUAUGUCCGCUUCUGCUGGGCUCCUGUCUACUGGCACGACUACUCUCAUGCAGUGUACAACUGCGAUCAUCCCGUCUACGGCCACUUCGUGAAAGUCGCAGACUGGGGCUACCUCCGAGAGAAUACUUUAGAAUUUUCCACACCCUGCGGUGGAAAGGGCUUCGCGCCCGAUCACGACUGCAACAAGUAUGAGGACUGGGCGCUGUGCAAUGCUGCGGCGGACGCGACGAUCAACCCUGAUCGAUUUACGUGUCGGAUGAUGCAUAAGAAGGAUGAUUGCCAGUGGUUUGAGAGCAUUGGACCGGAGGAGGUUCCUCCAGCUGUGGACAUUUGGAUCAAGAAAGACUUGGGAGGGAAGACCCGGAGGAGGGAAAUCCAGCAGGUAGGGGCAAGCGGGCGGCGUGCGUCUCGCGUGGAAGUUGAAGCAUGCUCACAUGCGAUGAAGUGCUGACGCUGUCCGGACGACCUGCUACAGCACACUCAUUUGCCAGCUUUCGCAAGCUUCGAAUGCGAGAGGCGUAGACGAUGCUGCGAGCUAGGCGGUCCAAAAUCCUACUUGAAGGCCUGUUCGUGUCU